CUAGUUGAUUUCAGUUUGGCUGAUUUGUUUCGUUUGAUCUAGGUAGCUGCAUCUGACGUGAUUCUUGUUUCUGUUUGGCUUGAACUGUAUUGAUUUUGUUAAGAAUAGUCGUCAAAAGCUGCCUCUAGGCCUGAAGGCAGUUAUGGUGCAGGAGGAUGCUUGAGAAUGUGUUUCAUAUGAAAAUUAUAGGGUGCACCUAAAAUCCUCCCGUUUGUGGCGUCUCAAUGAUUUCUGUAGAGCUUCGUUUCAUCACUUGUGUUCAUAUUUGUCGUUCACAAGUGUUUCAGUAAAUGUUUGUGGCUAUAAUCAGUAACUUUCCAAAACGGUAAUUGUGGUAAGGAAAUUGUAUUUUUUCCGCUAUAGUUUCCAAGUCAAUGUCUCUUUCAAGUUGCUUAUUGUACUCUGUUGGCUAUUCGUGAAUUUUUAAUUCAAAAGCUUCUGUUUUCAUUUACAGUGGUACCGAAUGAACGCAUUGGCAGCUGGAGAGAAUGACAACCAACCUGCCCUUCCUAUAUCAGUGGAUAUCAAAAAAUCUUUUGACGGAAUUAUGUUUAGUCACCGGUAUACCAGUUGAGUUCAAGUAGAAGAUGCUCUAAGUCAGCUAGAAUCAGCAACUCAUACACAUUAUGUGAUCAAAAAGUGCAUACGGGACCAUGAAUCUCAGGAUUUGAAGUACAAAUUAGUAGUCUUUCGUUGUACAUAUGGCAUGAAGCGAAAAACUAGAGGUUCAGGUUUACGCGUCAAACCGUAAGAAUUCUAUUAUUUAUUUCUGCAGUGCAAAAUACACCGGUUGCCAAUCUGGCUUUCGUAUACGCUACAAGGAAGACGAGUUUAUCAUUUCUUCCGCGAAAACAGUUCACAAUCACAGAUGUGAAAAAAGUCUUAUGAUAGGUGAUCCAUAUUUUAGACGCCUGUCCGGGGAUGAAAAGGAGAAUAUUGCACCAGUUGUGAAGACUACAUCUGAGGUUGCUGAUGUUUUGGAAUAUGCUGAAGAGAAUUUUAAUAAAAUUUUGACGAGCACAGAUGUGUAUAAUUUACGUAAGGAUGUGAAACCAGCCAUGCCUUUGAGAUCAGAUGUUAUGCGCAUAAUAAGGCAAAGCGGUCAGGUGGUUGAAUACAUGGAUUCGAAUACGGGGAUAACCAGCAGAAUUUGCUUCGCCCUGGAAUCACAGGUUCAGUUAUAUCGGAAAUAUGGAGAGGUGGUGUGUAUUGACUCAACAUACAAUACCAAUAAGGACGGUUGGUGGUAACAGACAAUAUGGGUCAUGGCAGGCCUGUU
Messenger RNA from Trichobilharzia szidati, 1279 nucleotides. The record is from the annotation of a GenBank genome assembly. Lineage: Eukaryota; Metazoa; Platyhelminthes; Trematoda; Strigeidida; Schistosomatidae.